This is a messenger RNA of Heteronotia binoei (common prickly gecko), 5525 nucleotides long. RefSeq names its product EMAP like 4 (gene EML4). The transcript has 24 exons. Lineage: Eukaryota; Metazoa; Chordata; Lepidosauria; Squamata; Gekkonidae. Gene Ontology annotation, molecular function: microtubule binding. The record is from RefSeq and is a predicted model, not a curated record. Gene Ontology annotation, biological process: microtubule cytoskeleton organization. Gene Ontology annotation, cellular component: mitotic spindle. Bases 327 to 3308 code for a protein of 993 amino acids.
CAGGAGGAGCGGGAGAGCUCGGCUGUUGUGGCUGGUGCUGCGGGAGGCGAAGGACGGAGCAGGCAGGCGGGUCCCGGCAGUGUGUCGCCCUCGCCUAGUUGCACUUGGCGUCGCAUCCGGAGCCUGGGCUGACGACAGCCGCAGAGCGUUGGUGGCGCGGGAAAGAGUCCGGCAAGCACACAGGGAGGGAGCGAGGCGGGAGCUCAUGCCCCGCGUGCCGAGGGAGCAGCUACUGUUCCGGGGGUGAAUGAGCCUCCCUCGGACCGCUGUCUCCUUUCUCCAGCGGUGCCGUUUCGGGUUUGGGCGGCAGCUUCUCAGUUCCCAAGAUGGACGGUUUCGCCGGCAGUUUGGAUGACAGUAUCUCUGCAGCAAGUACAUCUGAUGUCCAAGACCGCCUUUCAGCUCUUGAACUGAGAGUUCAGCAACAAGAAGAUGAAAUCACAGUUCUGAAAGCAGCCCUGGCUGAUGUAUUGAGACGUCUAGCCAUUUCUGAAGAUAAUGUAGCAUCUGUGAGGAAAUCGGCACCAAGUAAAGGUCAGACAGGCCUCCGUGAAGCCAUCUCCAUGUCGUGCAUCACCAAUGGAAGUACAGGAAACAGGAAAACUAGCCACAGUCCUGCUGUACCAAUAGCCAGGAAAGAAACUCUUUCAUCUGCUGCUAAGAGCGGUACAGAAAAAAAGAAGGAAAAACUUCAAGGACAGAGAGAGAGAAAAGAGGACUCUCAUUCUAAUGAUCAAAAUCCACAAACUCAAGCAUCACCUUCACCUUCUCCCCAGCCCUCUGCACAGAUUCACCCAACACACAGGCAGACCCCAGAAGUCAAGAGCUCUGCUCCAGGCAAAAGUGUAAAGAGAUCCUCUACUGUUGAAAAAUCACAUGGCUCAUGGGAAAGUUCAGAAGACAGUCGUAAUAAACUAAUAAGGGCAGCCUCAGCAUCCAAACUGAUACCCAAAAGUGGCAAGAAUGCAGACAAACACAAAGAUGUCAUUGUCAGCCAAGCAAAAAUGUCAACCCGAGAAAAGAACAGCCAAGAGGGAGAAUACAUCAAGAUGUUCAUGCGAGGACGACCAAUCACAAUGUUUCUUCCUUCAGAUGUAGACAGAUAUUAUGAAAUUAAGACAGAACUGCCUCCUGAGAAAUUAAAACUGGAGUGGGUAUACGGUUAUCGUGGAAGGGAUUGUCGAGCCAAUGUUUACCUCCUACCUACUGGAGAAAUAGUGUAUUUCAUAGCAUCUGUUGUAAUUCUGUUCAAUUAUGAAGAGCGGACUCAGCGGCAUUACUUGGGACAUACAGAUUGCGUUAAAUGUCUUGCUGUUCAUCCCGACAAAAUCAGGAUUGCUACUGGGCAGCUGGCAGGAGUGGAUAAAGAUGGAAGACUUUUACAUCCCCAUGUAAGAGUAUGGGAUUCAGUGAGCCUGAUGACUCUGCAAGUUAUUGGCCUUGGGACUUUCGAGCGUGGAGUAGGGUGUCUGGAUUUCUCAAAGGCGGAUUCAGGUAUGCAUUUGUGUGUGAUAGAUGAUUCUAAUGAGCACAUGCUGACUGUCUGGGAUUGGCAGAAGAAAUCAAAAGUAGCUGAAAUAAAGACUACAAAUGAAGUUGUGCUUGCAGUAGCAUUCCAUCCAACAGAUAAAGACACAAUUAUAACAUCAGGAAAAUCUCAUAUCUUUUUCUGGACUUGGAAUGGCAAUUCUUUAGCAAGAAAGCAAGGAAUAUUUGGGAAAUAUGAAAAGCCCAAAUUUGUUCAGUGCUUAGCAUUUUUGGGAAAUGGAGAAGUUCUCACUGGUGACUCGGGUGGGAUAUUGCUUAUAUGGAGCAGAACUACUGUAGAAACCACACCAGGGAAAGGAUCCAAAGGUGUGUAUCAAAUAAGCAAGCAAAUCAAAGCUCACGACGGCAGUGUGUUCACGCUGUGUCAAAUGAGAAAUGGCAUGCUGCUCACUGGAGGUGGGAAAGACAGAAAAAUCAUUUUGUGGGAUCAUGAUUUGAACCCUGAAAGGGAGAUAGAGGUUCCAGAUCAGUAUGGGACAAUCAGAGCAGUGGCAGAAGGCAAAGCCGAACAAGUUCUCAUUGGCACAUCACGGAAUUUUAUUUUACGGGGUACAUUUAAUGAUGGUUUUCAAGUGGAAGUGCAGGGUCACACAGAUGAACUCUGGGGCCUGGGAACUCAUCCCUUCAAAGACCUGUUCUUAACAUGUGCUCAAGAUCGACAAGUUUGUAUGUGGAACUCAUUGGACCACACACUGGAAUGGACCAGGCUGCUAGAUGAACCAGGGCAUUGUGCGGACUUCCAUCCAAGUGGAACUGUGGUAGCCAUAGGAACACACUCUGGAAGAUGGUUUGUUCUGGACGCUGAAACAAGAGAUUUGGUUUCAAUACAUACAGAUGGCAACGAGCAGCUCUCAGUGAUGCGCUACACAGUAGAUGGCACCUUCCUUGCAGUGGGAUCCCAUGACAACUUCAUUUAUGUCUAUACAGUGACAGACAAUGGAAGAAAGUAUAGCAGAUAUGGAAAGUGCACUGGACAUUCCAGCUAUAUUACACACCUUGACUGGUCCCCAGAGAAUAGAUUCAUAAUGUCAAACUCAGGAGACUAUGAAAUAUUAUACUGGAGCAUUCCAGAUGGCUGUAAACUAAUCAGGAAUCGUUCUGAUUGUAAGGAUGUCGAUUGGGUAACAUACACUUGUGUGCUGGGCUUUCAAGUAUUUGGAGUGUGGCCUGAAGGAUCAGAUGGAACAGAUAUCAAUGCUCUUGUCAGGUCUCAUAACAGGAAGGUGAUAGCAGUUGCUGAUGACUUUUGUAAAGUCCAUCUAUUUCAGUAUCCUUGCUCCAAGGCAAAGGCCCCAAGCCAUAAAUACAGCGCCCAUAGUAGCCACGUGACAAACGUGAGCUUCACUCAUAAUGACAGUCACUUGAUUUCGACUGGAGGCAAAGAUAUGAGCAUCAUCCAGUGGAGACUUGUGGAAAAAGUAAUUUUGCCGCAGAAUGACAUUAUGGUAGACAUGGCUACCACAAAAAUGCCAGUAAAUCCCAGUGAAAGCUUUGUACAGUCAAGCACUUCUGUUCCCCUUGCUCAGCCAUUUGAUGAAAUAGUAGUUAAUGAAAGUGUAGAGGAUACCUUCCCAGCAUCUUUGGAAGAUAACUUGGAGCAGACUGUGGAAACUUAUGAAGAGCAAGGUGAGGAGCAGAGUGAAGGGAGCAGUCUGGAUCCAGGUGAGCCAAACUGUGAAGAUCCAUCCAAUGAAACAAGUGAGGAGCAGAGUGAAUCCACUAUUACCGAAGACCAGCCUGAAAACUCUCCAGUGUCUUAAGAACUCAGAAUCAAGAUGGUCUUUUAUAUACUAUUUUCUCUCCAUGUGAGUACUUUUAUAAAAAAGAAGGUUAAAGUUGAAAAGGAGAAGCAGCCCCAAAUUAGGAGCCACUCCAAUUGUUGGGUUUCAGUUGAAGACUCCUUAGUCUGAUCUUCUGUUUUCAGUGCAUGGAACCAUUGCAAGGGAGUCAUCUUGGCAGUUCCAGUCAAAGUUAGCCAAGGUGGUAGGAUGUAAGCAUACGUUAGAUAUAACUAUGAAAUUGUUGUCAAAAGGAGACAUGAUGCAAAUGAUGGGGGAGAAGGGGGAAAAUUAGCUCCAAUAAUAUCUUCAGUGGAGGGGGAAAACAGUCUUCUGUAUAAAGAGCUUUAACACCAAACAGAAGUGCAAAGUAAUACAUCCCAGGUGCAGGGAAUAAACAAAACAGCAAGGCCUUUAUGGAGCUCUUUCUUUUUUUAUAUUAUAAAGGAGAGGGGAGAUAAGGACAACAUCACAAUAGAGUUGUAUAGUAGGUGGUGCUCGCUGCCUUCUUGAUCAAUACCUAUGCAAUUUUUGACACUACUAAUCCCUUCGAGGCUGUGGACAUGCUGUGCCCUGGACGCUUUUAACUCUAAGGCAACUACUAUUAAGGAACAUGCCUUCUUGUUCCCUGGUGACAGGCCUUAAAAAACUGAACAGAACCAAGCAUUGUUUAGGUUAAAAAUAAUACUGUCAACCACAUUACAAGAAUGAGCUCUUUGCCUAGAUGUAUUGAAACUCAAGUGUGCCCACUAUGACCUUGUAAGAACUGUCCUCCAUGUGAACUGACUUCUGACUGCAUGGUGACAAAAGUUCUGAUUCUAGGGCUUAAAACUUUGCCUUCAGAUACCAACUUCUUCCCUCAAUAAGAGGCUAAACAUUAGCAGGAUACUGUUGUAAUGAAAUGUGGUGCUUGGGAUAAUUAUAAUGAAUCAAUUGUGAGAACUAUUUAGGGGUGACUCAGAAUACGAAAUUUUCAAAUAGGCUUUUCCCUCUACAGUAUUUAAUAGCUGUAUUAUAAACGUCACGUUAACUUCUGUUUGAUAUUUGGGGAUUUUCUCUUGUUUGUUGGAUUUUUUUCUUACUCAUUUGCAGUAAGCCAUGCAGCUCUGAAAUGGCUAGACCUGGCCAGUUGUGGGAUAUCAUGGCAUAUUGUUUAAAAAAAAAUUAAAAGGACUUUUAAUUUACACCACCAAAAAAAAAAACCCUCUCUGCUACAUUUUCCUUAAGAACCUAGAGUUUUCCUUUGUGUUUUUUUUUAAGUUUGCAGGGAAAAAAAUCCUACUUGUUUAUAUUUUGAUUACAUAGGGUCUUUUUUUAAAAAAAAAACUGUGCUGAUAUUUUAGAGUUUAGUUAGAAAUUGUGUUUAGGAACUUUGGAUGAGUUUGUUAAGUCUUAAGUGUGCAAGCGUUUACGUGAUUGUGCCAUUCCAAAGUGCAUCAGAACUGUCAUUCCCUUCUAGUAUCUUCUCAGGAGCAAACGCUACAGAUCAGGUAUCUAGUCAUCUUUAGUAACAUUGAAAAUUCAAACGGACUCCCAAAGAACACACACAUAUAUAUCUAGAUCCUCUUGUUUACAUCCAUUCCGGGAAAACCUCAAAAGAAUUCUCUCCAAAUGGAGAAUGACGUGAAUUCCAGGCAGCCCAUCUCUUUGUUAAGCUGUGCUCCGUUGAAUAGUGAUGUUGGAGAGCUCUUUCACAUUUUGCAGAUUUGCCAGAUCUCAGUGGAUGAUGCACAUGAUCAUGUCAAAGUAAUUGAUUCCUUUAAAAGGAAUACAUUAAAGUUAGAAAGUUAUAUUGAGCAAUGUCUGCUGAAGCUCAUGGGGCACAGUGCUUUCUUUCCACCUUGAAAGAAUGCAUUUUGUUUGGAAAUACCUAUUACCAAGGGGUUGCCAUGUAAAACGAGAGUUAACAGUUGUGAUGUGAUCAUGCUGUUGUUUAAAGAACAUUUUGAUGAUAUGCAAGGAAAAAAGCAAGCCUUACAGCUUUCAAUUGCUGGCAACUGCUGUUUAAUGGAUCUGUGAUAAUGGAUGGAAAUGGGUGGGAUUGUGUUAACUGUAGAUGUUCUAGGAGAAAAUUGUGAAUGAAAUAUGAUUUAAGAGUGUGUCAUGUGAAGAUGUUUGAGCCAUUUCUAUCUAUCAUGCAUUCCUGUCUCAAGACAGAAGAAUUUGAAGAUUUAAAUGAAAUAAAAUUGUUAAAAAAUG